UUUCCAAAUCAGGUCACAUUCUGAGGUACUGGGGGUUGGGACUUCAACAUAUUUUGGGGGGUGAGGGUGGGGCAGAGUUCAACUCAUAAAAAUCACAAUUAUAAUUACUCAACUUCUUUUCCUUUUCUAUUUUUAAGCUGAAAGAAGUAUUGCCUGAGAAGUUUCAGGGUGUGGGGGUGAUAUUCUGAUCACUAGAAAUUACUCAGAUUCUGUAAUACUUGAUUUCUUUCCAGGUAUGACAUUUCUAAACAACCAUGAACAACUUCAGUUUCUUCACUGAGUUCAUCUUCCUUGGGCUGUCUGCUGAUCCUCACAUCCAGGCUCUGCUCUUUCUGCUGUUCCUGGGGAUUUACCUCCUAACCCUGGUGGGGAAUCUGGUGAUGAUCCUAGUGAUCAGAUGGGAUUCUCACGUCCACAUCCCCAUGUAUUUCUUCCUCGGACACCUGUCCUUCCUAGAUAUCUGCUUCUCCUCAGUUACCAUGCACCAAAUGCUACAGAACUUCCUGUCUCAGAAGAAAAGCAUCUCAGUGUGGGGCUGCAUUACCCAGAGUUUCUUUUUUCUUCUCUUUGGGUGUGCUGAAGCCAGUCUUCUCUCUGCCAUGGCCUAUGACUGCUGUGCAGCUGUCUGUCACCCUCUCCUCUAUACCGUUGUCAUGAACAGGCCUCUCUGUACUACAGUGGUUAGUGCAGCAUGGGUGAUAGGGUUUCUGAAUUCACUAGUAAAUAAUCUUUUCAUCCACAAGUUAUAUUUCUGUGGGUCCAACAUCAUCUCCCAUUUUUGCUGUGAGUUACCUUCACUAUUCCCUCUGUCCUGUACUGAUCCCACUGCCAAUGAGUUCCUUCUGUCAGGGUCCAGUGCAUUUCUGGGACUGCUGGCACUUUCCCUGAUCCUGUUCUCUUACUCCAGAAUCAUAUCUGCCAUUCUGAACAUCCGCUCCUCUGAGGGCCAAGGCAAAGCCUUCUCCACCUUCUCCCACCUCACUGUGGUGCUCUUGUUCUACGGGACAGCUCUAUUCAGGUACAUCAGUCCCGCCUCAGGCUCAGUGUUGGAGCGAGUGGUCUCCAUUCAGUACAGUGUGAUCACAUCCUUGCUGAACCCCCUUAUCUAUAGCCUCAAGAACCAGGAGGUGAAGGCAGCUCUGCAGAGGAUGCUGAGGCAACAAACGUGUGCCACAGGGUAAGAAAAAGCUAUGUGACUCUGCUCAGGAAAUAGAAAAUUUAUCUCUAUAGGAGAAAGAUUUUUAUAGGCACAGAGCACUUGGGGAAGACAGAUUACAAAUAAAUUCAAGUAUUUGUUUGGACUUCAAAGUAAAUAAAUUUCCCCAAAAAGAGGGGCUGGGGGAAAGAGUUUGAUGUACAGGCCCCUAUCUAGCAGCCCUUUGCAAAAUAAUCUGAGGAGAUAGCAGGGUUGACACAGAUAAGCAGGACAGGGUCUCUUGCCAAAAUGCUGACCCUUUUUUGGGCAUUUUCACAAAGGUACAUGAUAAAGAAAGGAGCCUACAACAAAAAAGAAAUCAGAUAUAUAUAACACUCCAGAAUGGAGACAGAGCCAUCCAGUUACCAGAUCUAGUGGUAUUCACUAGCAUUAAAAUGUACCUGCGUGUAGGCUGGUGUGAUGAUUAAUUUUAUGUGUCAACUUGGUUAGAUUAAGAGAUGACCAGAUAACUCUCAAAAUAUUAUUUGUAGGUGUGUUUAUGAUGGUAUUUCCAGAAGAGAUUAGCAUUUGAAUCAGUAGACUGAGUAAAGAUGAUUGCCCUCACCAAUGUGGGUAGGUAUUGUCCAACUGUUGGGUUCCAUUUUAUAUAUAUAUAUAUUUAAUCUCCAUUAUCUAUUCAACUUUUGAUGU
Vicugna pacos (alpaca) is the source of this 1846-nucleotide messenger RNA. NCBI's taxonomy places the organism in Eukaryota, Metazoa, Chordata, Mammalia, Artiodactyla, Camelidae. The record is from RefSeq and is a predicted model, not a curated record.